CAUUGACGCACGCAUUAUAGGUGACUGUCAAUGUUUAUAAUGCCUUUUAUUGUUUUUGACAAUGUGAUUAUCUUCCGGAACUCCGUGGAUUGUCCAAUGUACUUUUUGGACGGGUUUCGACCACGAUUUUGUACGUGUUGUUAUAUCUAGGGUAUUUAAUGGUGUCGAUUCUGGCGUGAUUAUCUAAACCAAAGAGCUAAAUUUAACAUUAGUCUGUCCUUUUCAUUCUGUCAAGAGGAUGAUAAGGAUAAACUGUUGUCAAAUUUAAUUUUGGGUUUACAGAAUAAAGCCUUCGACACAUUAUCGUUGUUUUUGGCCAUAAAGUUGGAACUGGAACGCAGCUCUGUUAAGAUUCUAUAGAAUGAUUUUGAUUGAAGAUAAAAGAACUUAUAAUUAUUUACAGUAAGUGUUUUCGUUUCCUAAGAUUUUUUUUAAUUACACUCAAUGCAUUUUAAUUAAAAGUUAGUUAUGUAUUCUUUGUGUUCAAGUCAUUUUUAAAGUACGUUUACGACGCACUGAUUGUCAAUUUAUUAGUUUAUCUGUUUUUACGUGGUGUGUAAUAUCAGUUAACAGAUGUUUCAUAUUUAUUAUCUUUGUUUAUUAUAUUCAAAGAGGAUACACUCAUUGAUCACAAUACAUUCGGUUUUCUUUAGUGUCCUUUGUCCUUCAUAGUUUUGGUUUUUGAAAUUGUUAUUGUAUUCUUGUUUUGUGGAAAGUAUUUUAAUAUGCAACGUUGGUUUUUUAUACAGGAUCGGAAAAAUACCAAAUUUAAUAAUUCACAUAAAACAAUGUCAUUGAAGGAGCCACUACCAGUUUCAGAAAUUAUCUCUCAAGAUUGGGUUUUUACAGUUAAUGUGCCAGGUGUUGGACCCAAGGAAAAAGUUGUUAUAACGGGCAGUAUUCCGGAAUUAGGAGAAUGGGAUUAUACCAAAGUUGUUGUGAUGGAGUCUGAAUCAGGCAAUGAUAUUUGGUCAAAAAGUGUUGUUAUUCCAAAUACUUAUGAUAUAUACUAUCGUUAUGCUAUUUGUAUGUUUACUGAAGACAAUAAGCAAGUAAUGGUCUGUCGCUGGGAGACUAAUUUACACCCUAGAGUCAUAACAGAGAAUACUCUUCAUCCUAAUGUUGAUAUAUUUAGUGACUAUGAUAGUAAUCAGAGAGUAGAUCAUGGUUGGCUGACUGUUCAGACAUUAGUUCAAUUUAAAUUUACUAACAAUCCACACAAAUUAAAGAGAAGUCUUUCUGGAAGACUGAUGAAUAUUAAAGUUACUCCUGUAAAAUUAUCUUUUGGUUCUGAACCGCACAUUGAAGAAUCAUCCAUAAAUAGUGAUACAGUUGAUGCUGAAAUACCUUUAGGUGUGUUUGUUGAAGUAUCUACUUUAGACAACUGCCCUUCUCUCUGUCAGCCACAUCCUCAGGAACAGUUUGGCAGGGAAUACAAACCUAAUGAUGUGAUGUUGGUUAAUGUAUUUGCUCCUGAACCCAAAGCUCUUGCAUACCUUAUAGAUUUUUACUCAUACAGUUCUCGGGCAUCAACUGAAGAUCCACCUUGUCAUAUAGGUUAUACAUAUGUAUUGCCCAACAUGUUCAAGGCUUCUGAAGGCGGAUUAGAGUUGCCUGUUACAUGCAAUGUUAAGCACAGACCACUGGGCACUGUUAAAUUUGAUUAUUUAAUUGUCUCUCCCAUGGAAGAGAAGCUGUGUGAUUUCCAAGUAUCUUAUACAAAACACUGGGACCCUGCCUGGACUGGCCUGGAAGUGGGCCAUCGUGGUCUUGGUGCAAGCUUUAAAACCAAAGAAGGAAAUUCUAUUCGUGAAAACACAAUAGCUUCUCUUAAAAAGGCUGCUGCAAGUGGUGCAGAUUUACUAGAAUUUGAUGUUCAGCUAAGCAAAGAUAUGAUACCAGUAAUUUAUCAUGAUUAUUAUGUAUGUAUGUCAAUGAAAAGAAAAAAAGAAGUUGAAUUUACUGAAAUGUUAGAAUUGCCUGUGAAGGAUUUGACUUUGGAGCACCUCCAAAAGCUAAAGGUUUAUCAUUUAGUGGAAGGUCGAAAUCAUGAAAUACUCUUUUACGAUGAGGAUUUGGAGGAACAUCAGCCAUUUCCUACUUUAGAAGAUGUUCUUAAAACUAUAGAUCUGCAUGUUGGUUUCAAUGUUGAAUUGAAAUGGACGAUGGAAAUGGAUGAUGGAACUUUUGAAUUGAACAAUCCUUUUGAUAUGAACACUUACGUAGAUAAGGUGUUAGAGGUGGUAUUGAAAAAUGCAGGUGGACGACGUAUUGUGUUCUCCUGUUUUAACCCUGAUAUUUGCACUAUGGUGCGAUACAAACAAAAUAAAUAUCCUGUAAUGUUUUUAACAGUAGGGAUAACCAAAAAAUAUCAACCGUAUCGUGAUCCCAGGUGUUUGUCCAUACCGGCAGCUGUGCAAAGUGCCGUGAGCGCCGAUAUCUUGGGUAUAGUCGUCCAUACAGAAGAUUUACUAAGAGAUCCUAGCCAAGUGAAACUUGCUACAGACGCGGGCCUCGUCAUAUUCUGUUGGGGUGAUGAUAACAACGACAAAAACACUAUUAAAAAACUCAAAGAAAUGGGUCUUCAUGCUGUGAUAUAUGAUAAACUCGACCAGUAUACAACCAAGGAAGUCAAGGAGAGCAUAUUCCUUGUGGAGGCGCGAGAGUCGCAACGUGAAAUAAUGCGCUUGGCUGCCUUGGAAGAUCUCCCUGCUACAGACAGCAGCACCUCUUCCGCACAAAUACAGCUUGUCGCAGAGAGCACGCCCAAACCAUACCUCGAUCUCUCCGUUCGCAACAAAAUACAGGAGCGCUCCACUGUCACUUCGUUGGAGUCGCUCGCGUCCUCCAUCGACUUGACAGACGAUCCCGCAGACAAAUUUUUGAAGAGAAACAGAGAGAUAACUCCGACGCCCGUAAAAGAGACCCAAGUCAAAGAACAACAUACAUCUUUCCGGGGCCUCUUCCGCGCCGGCGACGUUUCAAAGGGACUCCCUAAAAAGUCCCGAAAAAAUGAUUGUGAUCAAUAAUUAGAUAGCCAAUAUUCGAAAUGACAAACUUGUUAGUUUUUUUCUAUAUUUAUGUAUGAUACAUUAUUUUUUGAAUAUUUUUUUAACUAGCUGAAAUUUCGUAAUUACUAUUAUUUAGUUACUUGUUUUAUUUUAAUAUUUAUGCCAAGGAGUAUUUGGUAAUCAACGCGCUUUCGGACGAAGUACCUACACUGUUAAAAAAAUGAACAUACAAAAAAAAAAUUACAGAAUUCGGUAAAAUAUCUCAAUUUUUUGCGGAAUUUUGUGUACGUUCACAUAUUUUUUUGGGCAGUUUACAAUUUUUAUUUAAAAUACCAAAUGUUUACUUUAUUUUACAGAAAAAAAUAGUAGCAGUACCUAAGAAAUAUAUUUUUACGUAAUUAUUUGCAGUUACACAUGUCAAUGAACGGGAUUUUCACAUAAAAAAAUAUAAAUUCUACACUAGGCAAGUGUAAAUUCCAAAACAUAAAAAAUAAUUUAUAAUAAUUUCUGGGAAAAUAGAUAUUUUUAAUUAUAGUGAUAAAUACCCUAAUUAUAUGCAAAUUUACAAUAUCAGUGAUUUUCACAUAAAAAACCAUUGAUCUCACCGAAUCGAUGUAUGUUGUUUUACAGAUAAUUGAGUUAUUGCUAAAUAAACAUGUAAUUUAUCAAAAAUAACAUGUAUUUUUACGUAAAUAUUUGCACUUACACAUAAAGAUUUUUUGGGAAUGAAGGUUUUUAUAAAAAAAAGGCGUGUGCCGUCAAAAAAUAUAUAUUUCGAGACGCACGACAGAAGUGAUAACUUAAGUCAAUCUAAGCGUCGCUGCUGGUUAGGGUGAGAGGAGCCUGCCUACCGCUGAUGUAUGCGCAGUAUGGGAGAUUCUAUAAUGCUCCCUUUUGUGUUGUAAGUAUAAAAUAAAUAACAUUUAUUCGUUACCUACUCCAAGGUUUAGAGAUAUGGAACUCCUCGUAUGUUACAGAUUUUCUUAAUCUUAAUUUAUACAUGCGGAAAAUCAGCAAGUCCACCCGCUGUAAAUGUAAAAUAUCGUGUGUCAUUUUUAUUUAAAUAUAACACUAUAUGCCAGCACUGUUAAGAUGCUAAUGGCGGCCGGAGUAGCGACACAAAACAGACAUAACGGAAAGUAAUCUACUUAAAAAGAACGCUCGAGCAACGCACACAUAGACACCGCUCACGGACACGAUCUGUCGAACCAGUUCAGGCCACUGCUUGUGUGAGUUUUGUCCGCUACUCCCUCCGCUCGACACCCGCAUCUAUGAAUUGCAUUGUGCAAAAAUGGAGCAACAAAAGAACAAUUUAUUAUAUCUGUUCAAUAGUCGUUUGUUUACAUUCAACAUUAAACGACGAAUUGUCGUUUCUUAAAUUUGCAUUAAAACAAUAAUAUUAAAAUAUUUUAAUAACAAUAAGUUUAUAAUUCCGUUCUUCCUGUUUCAUUCUCGACAAUAAAUCAAUCAACUAUAUAGGUACGAGUGCCACUACCGCGAUAGCUUUUUGUGCACAAGCCAGUGUUGACAAUCCUAAAGCGACCGCCGAGUAUAGUUGUGCUAAGUGAAGUAUAUAUGUUACGCUCAAAGAUCGAAAACGCUCAGUGAGCGAAAAAAUAGCUCACAACGCGUUGUGGUCAUAGUGAAACAUCCAUAUGGCGAAAUUCGUGUUAUGGCUCUAAUAAAAAACGCCGUUUGUUCCCAACGAGUCAAACUGUAACACGUUGGGAGAUCUUUCUUAAAUAAUUCCCAACCAGUCACACCACACU
This is a messenger RNA of Chilo suppressalis (striped riceborer), 4780 nucleotides long. NCBI's taxonomy places the organism in Eukaryota, Metazoa, Arthropoda, Insecta, Lepidoptera, Crambidae. The record is from the annotation of a GenBank genome assembly.